ACCGGUUCUCUGGCCAUUAUCUCAAUGAGCAAGAUAAUAUAUGAGCGGUAAUCCUUUUGUCUUUUGUUUAGCCACAAAAUUUAUUUCACAGAAUCAGUUCCCAGAAUUACUGUAAAAUGGAUGGAUCUGUCCUUCUCAUACAACUCUAAUCAAACCUACAUAGAGUUGCAGUACUUGCAUGGCUGGAUUCACUAUUGGAUUAUAAAGUUGUUGCAUUUCUUGAGAUGGAAAAUCAAACUGUAAUAACAGAGUUUAUACUCUUGGGACUCUCCAGAGAUCCACACCUACAAGUGUUUUUCUUCUUGUUGUUCCUGAUGAUUUUUUUGGUGACACUAUUAGGAAACUCGGCAAUCAUGCUGGUGACCAGGACUGAUUCUUGCCUUCAGAACCCCAUGUUCUUCUUUCUCAGUCAUUUAGCUUUUGUUGACAUCUGCUAUUCAGCUGUUACUGUUCCCAAGAUGUUGGAAAACAUCAUAGGAAAACAGAAAACAAUUUCCUUGGAAGGAUGCAUUGCACAGAUUGUUUUCUUUUUCCAGGUUGCUUGUGCGGAAGUAUUCAUCCUCGCAAUAAUGGCUUAUGACCGAUAUAUUGCUAUCUGUGACCCAUUGCAUUAUACAACAAUCAUGACAAAAAUAAUUUGCAGACAUCUAGUGAGUGGUGCCUGGGCUACGUCUUUCUUGGUAUCACUGGUGAAUGCCCUGCCUUUGUUAAGUUUGCAUUUCUGCAAGAACAAUAUUAUCUACAACUUCAUCUGUGAGCUUCCUUCAGUCUUGGCCUUGUCUUGCACUCAGACCCUCACCAAUUACAUUGUUCUUCUUAUAACUGCUUUGGUCUUUGGUUUCAGCGCCUUCCUCCUCACCCUCAUCUCUUACAUUCACAUCAUUUCCACCAUCCUGAAGAUUCACUCAGCAGAGGGCAGGCGUAAAGCCUUUUCCACUUGCAGCUCCCACCUCAUUGUGGUGGGAUUAUACUACAUUGCAGCUUUUUUCCGGUAUGUGAAGCCAAAUUCUGAAUCACUCAUCUAUCUGGACAAAGUGGUAUCUAUCCAGUAUAGUAUAAUAACUCCCUUGUUAAACCCUAUCAUUUACAGCUUGAAAAACAAGGAUAUCCAAAAUGCUCUGGCAAAAAAGUUUGGAAAGUAUAUGUUUCUUAAAUAAAGUUAGGCUCUACUGUCUAGAAAAAUGUACAGUACAAUAAGUUAUGAUGUUAAGAUUGCAUACAUUGACAAUCACCGUGUUAAGGGCAUAAAAGGAGAGCAGAUGCUUAAAUGUAAAAUAUCAUACUUCUCUUACCAUUCAAGGUAGACCCUUUAAAAUAGAGAGAUGAUAUACGAUUAGGUUAAAGAAAAUAAAAAGGAAUGCAGAACUGGAUUCAAUUUACUUUCAUGGGGGGGAAACUAUGUCUGCAAUUAACUAAAGGAGAAUCUGGAACAGAUAAUGUUUUGGAUGGGAAAUCUGGGAUAAAGUCAUUUUUCUUUCUGAAUGAGAAUAAUGACACCUUUGUGGAUAUGUAGUCAAAUUGUCAGUACGUGUGAUUUACAAAAGUAAUAUUUGGUGUUGGAGAAGAACAUAGAAAAAUCAAUCUGAAUGAGAGCAAGUUCCAUAAUUAUACAUUGCAGGGAUGGGGAACCUGUGGUCCACUAUGUGCUGUUUGACUCCAACUCUCAUCAGUCUCAAUCAGCAUGAUGGUCAAUGAUGAUGAAAGUUGAAGCCUAACAUCAUCUGGAGGGCCACAGGUCCCACAUUCUUGCUGUAGUAACAAAUAGUAUUCUCCCAAACAUUCACAAAUAGGGUAUGAUGUAUGUCUGCUCUCAAGUCAUUUGAUUUUCUAUUUCACUAACCUGUUUUUUGUAAGAUGGACAUAUGUAGGGGGAAAGGAGUGGCAAAUAAAUUUGGUAUUUAUGGCUUGGAUCCCAUUCACUCCAUAUAGUUUGGGUUCUUCAGAAAGUCUGUUGCUUCCAUUUAGUCUGGUACUCUGAAUCUAUCCAGUUGCCAACCAGCCAAAUGCCUCUAGGAAGCUUACUAGCCAGAUAAGAGUUCAAGAACCUAUGUCUAGUCUCCAGCCUCUGAACCACAUAGUUAAAUUGCCACUGAACACAAGGCCUCAGAAAGGAGAAUUGUGUACAUCCAGAUAGUGCACAACUUCUUUCAGGUCUGACAAUUGGUUAUACUGGCUAGGAUAAUGUGAGUUGAAGUCCAGUAACAUCUGGAGAACCACCAAUUCCCCAUCCCUAUUAUGAGUACAGCUGUGUUGUGAAGUUUUAUGUUUGUACUACUGAGAAAACCUGAGGUAGGAGUACCUUGUUAUGGUAUGUGGGACUUCAAAGGUGGGUAUGCCAUUCUAAUCCAUAUCACUUUCAUUCAUAAAUCCAUUUCAUCGUAUUUCAGCAUUAAUCUAUGGCACACUGUGUAUUUAUAUAUGUAUUAAAAUGUU
This is a messenger RNA of Rhineura floridana, 2433 nucleotides long. RefSeq names its product olfactory receptor 8S1-like. Gene Ontology annotation, molecular function: G protein-coupled receptor activity; olfactory receptor activity. Gene Ontology annotation, cellular component: membrane. The transcript has 2 exons. NCBI's taxonomy places the organism in Eukaryota, Metazoa, Chordata, Lepidosauria, Squamata, Rhineuridae. Gene Ontology annotation, biological process: G protein-coupled receptor signaling pathway. The record is from RefSeq and is a predicted model, not a curated record. The coding region runs from base 225 to 1157 and encodes 310 amino acids.